Molecule: messenger RNA, 150 nt
Organism: Phycomyces blakesleeanus NRRL 1555(-)
Lineage: Eukaryota; Fungi; Mucoromycota; Mucoromycetes; Mucorales; Phycomycetaceae
Exons: 1
Source: RefSeq, a predicted model, not a curated record
UAUGAAGUUGAAGACAUUCGCGAUCAUCGUGGUGCUGCUGGUGAAAGAGAAUAUCUGGUAAAAUGGGUUGGUUAUGGUGAACGGGCAAACACAUGGCAAAUGGCUAACGAUUUUACCAAUCCCACAAUAAUACAAAAGUAUUGGAAGAAG